UUUAGAGAGGUCAACAGAUAAGAUAGCCAUUGCAUAUAUUAGGGCCAAGUGUCCAAAUGUGGUCACUCUCAGAGAUUGGGGAGCCACAGUUCGGACGUCAUCAUACACCAUGAAAUACCUAAUCCUCAUCAGUGCUCUUGCUUACGUAGCCUACUCUCAAGUUCCCGGGCCUUGUGAAUCGCCCAAGCAAUGGGAAGGGAGAGUUUUUACUACUGACAGGAGUAAGAACUUCACACAGAUUGGAAAGGUCAGCUAUGACGAGACACAAAGAAGAGAAAGAGUUAUUGAAGAGGUUGAAUUCGGAUCUGACCGGGAUUACUUCGAUUCUCUCUUCCUCCACAAUGUCGGAAAAGCUUACAUUCUGAACCUGAAAACAAGGAAGUGCAACGUCACCAACUUGACGGAGCCAUUCAUCCCCCGUGGUGUUCCCCGGGAGGCCGAGUUUGCGGGUAGUGCGACCAUCGGAGCUGCUGGUGUCCCCGGGGAGUUCAUGGUCGUAGAGAACUUUAGGGGAACCUUCAGGUCCUCUGGAUCCAAGUUCUUUGGUGUGUCGACAGUCCCAGAUUGCUUUCCGAUUGAAUUCGGAUACUACAGCGAAAAAACUGGAUUUGUUCAACAAACAAUAUUCGAUGCCAAUAUUGGAAUCAGCGAUCCUAAUGUUUUCAUUCCACCAAAAGAAUGCCUUUAGAAUUUAACUAAUUAAACAUUUUUUCCAUAAUAA
Messenger RNA from Mizuhopecten yessoensis (Yesso scallop), 721 nucleotides. RefSeq names its product mammalian ependymin-related protein 1-like. Gene Ontology annotation, molecular function: calcium ion binding. The transcript has 5 exons. Bases 110 to 688 code for a protein of 192 amino acids. The record is from RefSeq and is a predicted model, not a curated record. Gene Ontology annotation, biological process: cell-matrix adhesion. Gene Ontology annotation, cellular component: lysosome; extracellular region. NCBI's taxonomy places the organism in Eukaryota, Metazoa, Mollusca, Bivalvia, Pectinida, Pectinidae.